UUUUCAAAAUGUAACAUAAAUAUGAAGAGACCAGACUAAUGCACGCCAUAAGAGAACCUCGUCCCCACCUAUUACACAAGGCUAAUGCAUGCAAGAAAUGAACCAAUAAUUCUGCACAAGUCACUGUAUAUGACGUGACAAGACUCUGCAGGGAAUCUCGUCCCCACCACCGACAUGAAGUGACAAGACUCUGCAGGGAAUCUGGUCCCCACCACAGACUUGACGGGACAAGGCUCUGCAGGGAAUCUCGUCCCCACCACAGACAUAAAGUGACAAGACUCUGCAGGGAAUCUCGUCCCCACCACCGACAUGAAGUGACAAGACUCUGCAGGGAAUCUCGUAAUAACCUAUGCAUUUUGGCUAUAAAUAUGUUCCCAAACUUGUUCAUUUUCUUCAUCACCUCUUAUACUAUCAUCAGAGCAACUUAGCAUCAGAGCAACUUUGUGUUUCAUCAUCAACAAACAUGUCUCUCCUAACUAUGGGUCAAGAGCACCGAGGCACCAUUGCAAACAUUGCGACCUAUGAUGUCACGAGAUUUAGGACCCGUGCUGGUAAGAUGAUUGCUCCUGACCCUUUGAUUGUGGACUACGUUAAACGUGCGGGAUUUGGUGAGGUAAUGAACUUAACACAUACCUCAGUUGAUAUGAAGUUUAUAUUAGCAUUGUGUGAGCGUUGGAGGCCUGAGACUCAUACUUUUCACCUUCCAAUGGGUGAAUGUACCGUCACUCUAGAGGACGUGUACAUGUUGUUGGGUCUCAGAACAAAUGGAAAGGCAGUGUAUGGAAAUGUCCAACAACCAAACGCCCUAUGCGUCGAAUUGUUGGGUGUGGAUUUAAUAGAGGGUGAGGGGCAACAAAGGGGUAGGGGCCAAGGUAUAAAGCUUGCUGGCCUUCAGGAAGCUUAUGUUGGGAUUCAAUUGGAUCAGUUUUCUGACGAAGAAACUAUACUGCGGAAAACUAGGAUGUAUAUUAUGUUGUUGUUUGGUAGGUUUCUAUUUCCCGAAGGCACGGGAAAUAGUGUUAAUUUUAUGUACUUGUGUUUACUUGGGGACAUUGAUGCAAUAAAGACAUAUAGCUGGGGUUCGGCUGUGUUGGCAUACCUAUAUAGUUCCUUAUGCAAAUGUGCAAAAAAGGAUGUUUGUACAUUUAGUGGAUGUGCAUUCUUGCUACAAACAUGGGCAUGCCAAAGAGCUUAUUUGAUUUUGACCCCUUAA
Molecule: messenger RNA, 1213 nt
Organism: Vicia villosa (hairy vetch)
Lineage: Eukaryota; Viridiplantae; Streptophyta; Magnoliopsida; Fabales; Fabaceae
Product: protein MAIN-LIKE 2-like
Exons: 3
Coding region: 350-1213 (287 amino acids)
Biological process (GO): meristem maintenance; meristem development
Source: RefSeq, a predicted model, not a curated record